AUGGAGUCUAUACAGAAUGACAAAGGCUCUAGGAGCCAUAGAAACCCCCCUGCCGACAGCGAACGAGGGCCAUCUCGAGACGCAACUACGAUCAGAGGCUCCGCUGACAGGGACCUAGAACACUCGACCUUCCCUAAAGCCUUCGAAAGCAUGCUGAGGACAACAACGGAGACAGGUGACAUCGGCGUCUUCUCAUCCAACCCAUCCAGCGUUUCUCAACGAUUUAAUGGCCGCCAAAGGACUGGUGGAGGUUACAAGAGCAUUGAGUCGUACAAGCCAUCGCAGCUUCAGCCCGACGGAGUCCCAGUCAGGGAUGAUAGAAGGCUUCUUCCUUCAUAUGCCAAGGAUGUUGCAUCGGGGGUCAUCUCUAUGUAUGAGUCUCCCAGCCAGAAGUCUGCCAGCCGAGUCUUUGAUGAUGACCCCUACCCGCGUUCCCAUUCUAUGACCCAGGCCUUCUCGUCUUACCCAGUGUCCGAUCAACGACCAUAUGGCAGUCUCAGAAGUCAGCCAGAUGGAAAUGCGUAUUCACAGCGCCCUAGGUCCCCAUUUGCAUAUCCUACACGCUUGAGACGACCCGGCUUCCGGCCAUCUUCCCCUGCAUUAGCCGACGGUGGUGGCAUUGACUACAGCCGGCGUGCUGAGAUUGAGCGAGUUCCAUAUGGACCUCAUCACAGCACGCUGCCUCCAUCAUCCUCUUAUGCCCAAGGACGUAGACCUCCAUCGAUAUCACUUGGUCCUAAUACAGACAGAUCGAGGCCCCCGUUGUUGGGUCAGUCAUCUCCACCACGACAAUCACCCCCUAGCCCGCACAUGGGACAGGGCGGUAGAUCCACGAUGAAUGACUGGCAACGUAAAAAUGGCUCAUUUAAUAUGACCACUUCACCUGCCGCCAGUACCUCAAGCUUAACAUCGGCCUUCCAGACUGCACCAGCAGGGUCAUCCACGACUACACCAGAAAGAAAUUAUCCGCGAUCUCCGUUAUACUACGAUUAUACAGAAGACUUUGAUGUCGACGAGUAUAGUAAACCAGAGAUACCGGAGCCACCAUCACAGUUCCAAGUUGAAAAGACAAUUCCAGGAUAUUGGGCCCUUGGUGUAGACUACCCGUCAACUGGUGAUUUCAAUGGCGGUGGAGCGAAACGACAAUUUGACAGAGCCCUCGAAACUCCCCCCUCUAGAUCAGUCCUCCCAAGUUCAGUCAAGGACUUCCAAUAUCCAAGCACACCUCGGCCAGAUAGAACCACAUUCAGGCCAGAUCAGGAAGUACAAAGUCUUGCCACGACGAAUCUCAAGGAGAAUACUCCGGACAAAAUUGUUGAUAUUCCAAGAGACAAGAAAGUCAUCCGACUAUCGGGACUUGGCCGCGGAGCUCGAGAGCUGAGCAGCCACGUCGAAGAAGCUUUCGGGCUUCCUCCAUCGCAGUCAUUCGAGCUUUUGGUUCGCAACGAAUCUGCAAGCAGGGAUGGCAGCGAGGAAGAUAUCAGUACUUCUACUUUCAAUGGGUCCACUUUUGUCCCUGAAGAUAGCUACAUCGAGACGCAGUCUCGCAGAACUUCUACUUAUAGUCUGAAUACUAACUUGCUCAGGUUCCCGCAACCCCCUAAUGUUUUGAGCCCCGCGGGCACUGGUUAUGUUGUGAAUCUCGGAGAUGGAGGUGCUCUAAGGCCUGGCAGGUUUGACAGUGCCGUGGGUAGUAAUGACUUGAGGUCCCAAAAGAUAUUCCAGAAAGACAUAUCCACUGUGAACGGUGGUAUAAAGACCUCGGGAUCGCGGCAUGAGAUAAGAAAUGCAACGAUUCUCAGUACUGCACAUCUGUCUUCUCCAGGAACCGAUCAGAUGAGACCAAGUCAUCCCUGCUCAACCGAUGCAGGUCUCACAGGUCCAAGGGAUGCUGCGCCCACACUGGCUUGUUCUACGUAUGCUGUCUCUCGCAACAGCUCUUCAACCUCUCCUGUUUCCCGUGAGAAGUCGCUGAUUCGCGAAGAAUCCUCACAACGUCUCAUCAGCUCCCCAUCGACUUUGUUCAACCAAGUGGGCAGCGAUAAUAGCCACUACGCCACGUCCGACCCGAAGCACGGUAAUCUUCGCAGCAGAGCAGAAUGGCCAGAUUUGGCAUCUUCACCAGGCCGGGAUGAGGAGAUAAUCAAAAAAUCCAGUCGCCAGAUCCCCAGGAAGCUCAUGUCUCGCUCGGAGUCUCCAAUGUUAUCACCGGAUCCAAUUUUGCCCGCAAGCCAGCUGAGAUUGAAGAAUAGCGCUCCACAGCUUAUGAAGGCACUUCCACCGCUUCCAUACGACCAGCCAAACCUGGGAAUAUCAACUCCAAUUCGAACAGGUUCUUUCAUUGCCGAAUUACCCUGUCCGUCUUCCCUUCUCGAAUUGGAAGACAGACAAACCCCCAACCAAGAACCAGAAGGAGCAGUGCAGCAUUACGAACAUCCGGAGCCAAGAGAAGAUAUCUCGACGCAGUCUACUCCUGUUGAACUGGAUUCAGCACCUGUUGAGGCCGCUAUUGUGGAGGAUAAGGAAGGGAAGGCAUCCGAGACUCCGUCCCCCCAGAAAUUCAAGCUCAAAUCGCGUAGCUCAACGGCACCGCGUCCUACGUCUCCACAGUACUCUCGCCCCAGUAAUCUUGAAGGAAGCUGCUCUAGGUCAAAUCAGGAUUUGGAUGCUGACUUGCCAGCGAAUAUGCAAGAUGAGAUUCGCAUCAAACCCAACCCACCGAGGUUUAAGCUGAAGAUUACGCGGGCCUCCAACUCAACUCUGGGGACAGUGCGAGUGAACAAGGAAUCGGCAGGUUCGAAAGCCUUCUCUGGCUUACAUUUCCGACAUCCAAAAGACCUGUUCACCCCCAGUUCUGGUAUUGAUAUCUUCCGACAAGUCGGCAAGCAUCUCCAUUCACGAAAUGCAAGUACAAGUAGCAGUCCCUCCUCGGUCGAGGGGAGACAGGCACCAAUACUCACACCUAUCUCGGACCAGUUGUUAACUAAGAAUCAGCCUCCGAACCUGGAGUCGAACACUCUACAACCUUCAACAACAUCAACAAAUCGAAAAAGUCCCUCUGACGUUCGGAGCUUCUUCUCAGAUGGUAGCUCACAUAACCAUGGCAAGCUCAGCCUGCGAAAGAGAUUGUCAAAAUUGAGGGCUCGAGUAGCCGUGCCUUACGCAACCAGAAAAGGGGCGUUUUUUUACGAUGGCGCACAUUCCAGUGAUGACAUUGAUAGGAGGGAUAGAAAUGGCGCACAGGAUCCAGCUCUAUCAGGCGCCGGAUCUGUCAACAGUAUUCAGGCAGUCGAAACGAGUACCGAAGGUAGGCAUAUGCGCCGACUAACUCACAGAAUGCAUAAACAUAAAUUGAGAGAAAAGGUCUCAGGUUGGGUCAGAGAAGCAAGAUCGAAGAUCGUAGCUCGUAUGAGGCCCCGAGAUGUCGGCAGGGAAGGUGAUGACCAUGUCCAUUUGAUAGCUGAGGUUUAG
Amorphotheca resinae ATCC 22711 is the source of this 3471-nucleotide messenger RNA. RefSeq lists its product as hypothetical. Bases 1 to 3471 code for a protein of 1156 amino acids. The transcript is spliced from 2 exons. NCBI's taxonomy places the organism in Eukaryota, Fungi, Ascomycota, Leotiomycetes, Helotiales, Amorphothecaceae. The record is from RefSeq and is a predicted model, not a curated record.